AUGGUUGUUGGCUGGGUACAACAUGGGCUUCCCCAAUGGGGCAAUGUACAGGAGUGCGCUGAACGUAUUGUUGUCGAUAACGGUACAGGUCAAACAAAAAAACUAAAACAAACAGAUAUAGCUAUUACUGUACCGGGAACCUUGGAAGAGGUUCAAAGCAUAAUGGCCUCUUCUACACAAACACAAGAUGCUGAGCAGCUUUGGCAACGAUUAGCAACAGAUCUACAGGAAACAUUUACCGUUGCAGAUGCUGCUAAACAACUAGGGGUUUCAGGUUUAGAGUUAGCUGUGUUGUGGCAACAUUUAUGGUUAGCUCCAGAAUGCUUUGCUCGAGUUGGUAGGACAAAAUUUCGUUUACGUACACCUCAAGAACGUGAAGCUGAAAAACAGCGAUUACAGCAACGCCGACAGGAAGAGUCAUUAUUACAGACCUAUGAACAGUUUCGUGUACGUCAGGCAGAAGGCAAGUUAGAUCGGCAAGAAAUUCUACAAGCACCAGAACCGGAGUGGCGUUCGAUAAUGCGAUAUCUUGCUUAUGGUGAGCCUAUUGAAGAUCUGAGCGAACAUACAAUAGCUCGAAUGGUAAAGUUUUUUCACGUAGUUUAUGAGAGCCAAAAUAGCCCUUGGCCAGAAUCCUAUAUGUGGGCACAAGAAUUGGGUGAAGUAGAUGCUUGGCAGCAUGGUGAUCCUUUAUUACAAAAACAUCAGCAGUGGCUUGAUUCUUGUGUUAAUGACAAAGUUGACCCUGUUUCUGUAACGACACUACAGCCGCAGACAGCACUAUGGGCCAUUGAUGAUGCUGGUACACAAGAUCGUGAUGAUGCUUUUGGUGUCCUUGAAGUCCCUGGAGAAUUUAUUGUUGAGAUUGCGAUUGCAGAUGUCUCUGGUAACUCCUUUUUAACCAAACAAAAUUUAGACCAUUUAGCAACUGUCGCAACAAGUACCUAUUUACCAACAGCGACAAUCCCUUUAUUACCACCGCAUCUAGGUAUGAAUUAUCAUAGCCUUUCAGAGGCACAAGCCCGGCCUGUAAAACUGAUACGGUUCCGUAUUGAUUCAAAUUCAGGAUCUUGGAAAAGUCCACCAGAGUUAGAAAGCGGUCUAUUAAAGCUUGCAGGUACAGCAAGCUAUGCUCAAAUUGAUACUCAAAAAAAUCAGCCUCAUACAUGGGCUACGGCAAAACAACUGGCUGAGCUUCUAUACCAAACCAGGCGUAAUAAUGGCGCAGGGGAUAUUCGUCGGCCAGAUGUUUCGAUUAACGUUGAGUCUGGAUAUCCUACAGGUUUUGUUCGACGAGAACCAUGGAAAGGGGCACGAGCAGUAGUUCGUGAAUUGAUGAUUCUUGCCAAUACUGGAUUUGCAUACCUUUUGAAACAGGCAAAGAUUGCAGCCCCUUUUCGUACCAUGGAUGGAAACUCGCAACCCUUAUAUACUCGUGUAACAACAACACCUGCACCUCAUGAAGGCAUUGGUGUUCUGCAGUAUGUUUAUGCAACAAGUCCUAUCCGACGUUUUAUCGAUAUUAUUGCACAGCAUCAGCUUACAGCCUUAACAACAGGAAACCCCAUGAGCCAGCAACAAAUAGAGCAUUGGAUUACUGUAAGUGAACCUGCCUUUACGCUUCGACGACGCUGGAUGGAAUUAGCACUAAAAUAUUGGAAAUUACGUUAUUUAGAAGCCUAUCCUGAUCUAGAACUAAUUGCAGAGCCUGCGCCACUAAGUGGUGGUAGCCAAGACUAUUUACGUGUACGUAUAAGCCCUUUAGAUCUUUUAGCAUAUCUUCCAGCAGAUACUGUUGAUUGGCAGCAACCAUUUCCCGUUCGUCUUGAAGAUGUCGAUGCUGAUAAAGGCGUUUUUAUCGUGACAGCUCAAUCUUAA
Messenger RNA from Ylistrum balloti, 1878 nucleotides. RefSeq names its product exoribonuclease 2-like. Bases 1 to 1878 code for a protein of 625 amino acids. The transcript has a single exon. NCBI's taxonomy places the organism in Eukaryota, Metazoa, Mollusca, Bivalvia, Pectinida, Pectinidae. The record is from RefSeq and is a predicted model, not a curated record. Gene Ontology annotation, molecular function: RNA binding; RNA nuclease activity.